UCGCUUCCGCUCCUGUUCCCACAAUGCUGUGCGGCUGAGCGCCUCCGAGCCCGCGGGGACGCUGCGGGGGCGCCCGGGCUGAGGCGGCGGCGGCGGCGGCGGCGGCGACGUGGGCUGCGGCGGGCCCGUGGCGUCGGGCGGUGCGGAUGUCGGGCUGGGCGGACGAGCGCGGCGGCGAGGGCGACGGGCGCAUCUACGUGGGGAACCUUCCGACCGACGUGCGCGAGAAGGACCUGGAGGACCUGUUCUACAAGUACGGCCGCAUCCGCGACAUCGAGCUCAAGAACCGGCACGGCCUCGUGCCCUUCGCCUUCGUGCGCUUCGAGGACCCCCGAGAUGCUGAGGAUGCAAUUUAUGGAAGGAACGGUUAUGAUUAUGGCCAAUGUCGGCUUCGUGUGGAGUUCCCCAGGACUUAUGGAGGUCGGGGUGGGUGGCCCCGUGGUGGGAGGAAUGGGCCUCCUACAAGAAGAUCUGAUUUCCGAGUUCUUGUUUCAGGACUUCCUCCAUCAGGCAGCUGGCAGGACCUGAAAGAUCACAUGCGAGAAGCUGGAGACGUCUGUUAUGCAGAUGUGCAGAAAGAUGGAAUGGGGAUGGUUGAAUAUCUCAGAAAGGAAGACAUGGAAUAUGCCCUGCGUAAACUGGAUGACACCAAGUUCCGCUCUCAUGAGGGUGAAACUUCCUACAUCCGAGUUUAUCCAGAGAGAAGCACCAGCUAUGGCUACUCACGGUCUCGGUCUGGGUCAAGGGGCCGUGACUCUCCAUACCAAAGCAGGGGUUCCCCACACUACUUCUCUCCUUUCAGACCCUACUGAGACAGGUGAUGGGAAUUUUUUCUUUAUUUUUUAGGUGAACUGAGCUGCUUUCUGCUCAGAAUCUACAUUCCAGAUUGAUGAUUUAGUGUCUUAGGAAAUUUUUUUAAUUUUUUUUUUUUUAAGGAAAUAAAACUACAUUAUUUCUACCAGGGCCAUAUUAGCAGUGAAACAUUUUUAACUGCGGCAAUUAUGGUUUUGGUUCAGAAACAAGUUGUAUAUUUUUCACCCUUGAUGAUGGGAAAAAAUCAGUGCUGUAUCUUUGUGGGUUGCUCUUCUAUGGAGAUCAGCAGUUACUGUGACUGAGUCAGCCCAUUCUGUUUAGAAAUAUAUUUUAAACGUUUAGUAAUU
This is a messenger RNA of Hippopotamus amphibius kiboko, 1160 nucleotides long. RefSeq names its product serine and arginine rich splicing factor 9 (gene SRSF9). Gene Ontology annotation, cellular component: nucleus; cytoplasm; ribonucleoprotein complex. Bases 147 to 812 code for a protein of 221 amino acids. The transcript is spliced from 4 exons. NCBI's taxonomy places the organism in Eukaryota, Metazoa, Chordata, Mammalia, Artiodactyla, Hippopotamidae. The record is from RefSeq and is a predicted model, not a curated record. Gene Ontology annotation, molecular function: mRNA binding.